GCCGCCAUGAUGCAGUCGCACAUGCUGUCGCCGGCGAGGCUGGAGAUGACCGUCUCGUCACCGUCGCUCCCACCCAACCAGUCUCCGGCGAACCCCACCUCCUCGCCGCCGCAAGCCAACCCGUCCUCGAGCGCUGCCCCAGUCACAUCCGGAGCCGCGGCGCCAACCCUAACCACCUCGGCGUCACUACUGCCGCUCUUGCCGCCGCUCCCGCGCGCUCAGUCGCUGCUCCACCUCAUGUCCUCCCACGCCUCCAACCUCUUCGAGGUAUCACCCAACCGCGCCGGUUGGAUCUCAUCCUACCGGGGGUCGCUCCCCAACUUCCUCGCGUCGGCGUCGGAUUCCGCGGCGCCUCCGGUCUCCACCACCAAGGAGGCAAUGUCGAUGCUCACCUCGCUCCAGACGCAGCUCUUCGAGACCGUCGCCGAGCUGAAGGAGACCCUCGACCUGCAGGACGAGCGCGCCCGCCUCGCCCGCGACGCGCGCGCCAAGGACGCUGUGCUCCUCGCCUUCGCCAAGAAGCUGCGCGACGCCCACCACGUGCUCGACCGCCUCGUAGACGACUAUGCAGACUACCGCCGCGAUGCCAAGCGCCCACGCGGUGCCGCUGCGGUCGACGCGUCAACGGAGGAGUUCCGAGCGUCCCUCAACUCCAAGCUCAAGUUGGAUGACAUCCUGACCUAUGCACAUCGCAUAAGCUACACGACCUUUGCGCCGCCGGAGCAUGGUGCUGGGCUGCCUCUGCGUGGCGCACUGCCGCCUGCGCCGCAGGAUAACGAGAUGCGGAUGUCGCAGCUGUAUCAGUUUGCUGAUUUGGAUGUUGGGGUGCCCAAGAAGCUUAUGGAAUCGAAGGAGGGGGGCACGGCCAAAACAGAUUCUGCCCCGCUGUUUGUGCCACCGCCCGACGAGCCUCGGCCAUCUGUGCUCCCAAUUACUGUACCAGCCGCCUGGCCGAAAGGGUUGCCUAAAGAUCUGCUUCCUGAGAUUCCAGCGCCGCCUCCUGGAUGGAAGCCUGGGGACCCGAUCGAGCUACUGUUAGGUGGGAUUUUGCCUGGUGUUAAGCCUGAGGAACCACGGCCAGUUUGGGUGCAACCAAUGGUGCCAAUGGGCCAAGGUCAGCCAAUAAUGGUGGCUCCUGUGAGCCUUGACAUCAAUAGCUCUACUAGUAGCGAUGAGUACAGUAGUGAUGUCGGGAGCUCAGACGAAGACGAUGAGGAUUAAUGCUUUCGCUUCAGCUCUGAACUUGUAAUUGUUUGCUUGCGUAGUGCCGGGAAAGGCUUUUUGAUUGAUAUCUUCCAGGCUUAUGGGCAUCUUAUUGAAUCUGCUUCCUACUUUUACA
Molecule: messenger RNA, 1339 nt
Organism: Lolium rigidum
Lineage: Eukaryota; Viridiplantae; Streptophyta; Magnoliopsida; Poales; Poaceae
Product: mediator of RNA polymerase II transcription subunit 4-like
Exons: 2
Coding region: 7-1221 (404 amino acids)
Biological process (GO): regulation of transcription by RNA polymerase II
Cellular component (GO): core mediator complex; mediator complex
Molecular function (GO): transcription coregulator activity
Source: RefSeq, a predicted model, not a curated record